CCCGGCGGGCCGCGCGGCGGCCGGAUGAAGGGCGCGAUGGAGCGGGAUCCGGAGCCGGAUCCUGAGGUGCUGCUGCAGGAAGCCCGCGAGAACGUGGAGGCGGCGCAGAGCUACCGGCGCGAGCUGGGCCAGCGGCUGCAGGGGCUGCGGGAGGCGCAGAGGCAGAUAAAGGAGAGUGCUUCGCAGACAAGAGAUGUCCUCAAGCAGCAUUUUAGUGAUUUAAAAGGGACCCUUGGGAAGCUGUUGGAUGAGCGGUUGGUGACGCUUUUGCAAGAGGUGGACACCAUUGAACAGGAGACCAUUAAACCACUGGAUGACUGCCAGAAGCUCAUCGAGCAUGGCGUCAGCACUGCGGAUGACCUGGUCCGAGAAGGUGAGAUGGCCAUUCUUGCUGGUACAGAAGUGCAGAGUGAUAAACUGUGGAGCUUUACCAAAAAGGCCUCACACAUUCAGCUGGACAGCUUGCCAGAAGUGCCUUUGCUAGUGGAUGUGCCCUGUUUGUCAGCUCAGCUGGACGACUCCAUUCUCAACAUAGUGAAAGACCACAUUUUUAAGCAUGGAACAGUAACUUCCCGCCCUCCGGUACAGAUUGAAGAAUUAAUAGAGAAACCUGGAGGCAUCAUAGUGCGCUGGUGUAAGGUGGACGAUGACUUUACGGCCCAAGAUUACAGGCUCCAGUUUCGUAAAUGUACUGCAAAUCAUUUUGAAGACGUGUAUGUAGGUUCUGAAACUGAAUUCACAGUGUUGCAUAUAGACCCCAAUGUCGAUUAUCAGUUCAGGGUCUGCGCCCGAGGAGACGGCCGGCAAGAGUGGAGUCCUUGGAGCGUUCCCCAGACGGGUCAUUCCACACUGGUGCCUCAUGAGUGGACAACUGGCUUUGAGGGCUACAGUCUGAGCAGCCGAAGAAAUAUAGCUCUCCGGAAUGAUGCUGAGUCCGCGGGUGUUCUGUACUCCAGUGCUCCCACCUACUUCUGCGGGCAGACGCUAACAUUCAGAGUUGAAACGGUAGGACAGCCAGACCGGAGAGACAGUAUAGGAGUGUGCGCCCAGAAACAGAACGGCUGUGACUCCCUGCAGCGGGACCAGGCUGUGUGCAUCAGCACCAACGGUGCGGUUUACGUCAAUGGAAAAGAAAUGACUAACCAGCUGCCUGCAGUCACCUCCGGAUCCACUGUAACUUUUGACAUCGAAGCUGUGACUCUAGGGACGGCCACCAACAGUGAUGGCAGGCUCCGGGUAACCAUCAGCUCUAACAACAGGGAGGUGGUGUUUGACUGGCCGCUGCAGCAGGCCCACGGCUCUCUUUACUUUGGAUGCUCCUUUUCCUACCCUGGAUGGAAAGUGCUGGUGUUUUAGCGUUUUUGAGGGCUUGGCUUUGGUCUGAGGGUUUGCUGUUUCUGUCCUCAGCCUAGUUUAGUUGUAUCUGAGUUUGAAAAGGUGAACUUACCUCUUGGGCCCCCAGAGAUGGAAACUGUUGCUGGGUUUGCAUUGUAAUAUCUCAGUAAGGAGUGAGCUGAAUGGCGGGGGCAAAACUGUAGUUCAGUUGUUGCUUUUAGCAUAAAUAUCAAACUAGCUUUAAACGUCUCCUCUGUUCUUCCUAAAGAUGGUUGUUAGGACAGAGAAAUGUCACAUUAUGAAAUCUUGAUCAAGAUUGAAG
This is a messenger RNA of Acomys russatus (golden spiny mouse), 1657 nucleotides long. RefSeq names its product cytokine receptor like factor 3 (gene Crlf3). The record is from RefSeq and is a predicted model, not a curated record. Lineage: Eukaryota; Metazoa; Chordata; Mammalia; Rodentia; Muridae. The transcript has 8 exons. Gene Ontology annotation, molecular function: protein binding. The coding region runs from base 25 to 1356 and encodes 443 amino acids.